UCUACUAAACAAUCGAUUUAAUCGCGAUACAAAAUCGAAAUGAUUGUUAUAGCCAAUCAAUGUAACGUAUUUAAAUAAUGGGCGUGUCUUUUCAUACACACACACACACAUACAUACACAGUGAGAAACAACACACACACAAACGUUUAAAAGUCCAACGUUUUUUUUUUUCGAUUGCCAAACGAAAAUUAAAAAAAAACCAUUUUUAUUAUCAUUCUAUAUUCGCUGCGAUUGUUAUCAUACACAAGUUUUUUUUGUAAUAAAUCACAUCAUCAUCAUUAUAUCUUGACCACGAUUGAUUGUUUGUUUGAUUGGCAACUAUAAUCAAUCAAUCAUCAUCAUGGAUAAAUCCACCAAUAUCCUGAGCAAUCAAUUAGAGAAUCUAUCAUUGAAUAUUUCAAAUAUUUCAUCACUAUCAUUUAAUCGAUCGAUGAAAAAUGUUAAAACGCCGAUUAAAUCAUUGAAAUUGACUAAUGCACAAACAUCAUAUACGCCUGGUAGUGGCCGUAAAACACCAAAUCGUCAACAACAUCAUCAUCAUGGUAAAGAAAAUAAGAAAUCAUCAAAUAAGAAUGGUAAUAAAAUAUCACCGAAAACACCUAUAAAUGGUGAUCGUUUUAUACCGGAUCGUUCGGCUAUGAAUUUUGAAAUAAUUCAUUAUUUGGUUACAAAUCAUGAUGACAAUUCGAAUAAUAGUAAUAAUGUACCGGGAGAUAAUUCAACAAAACAAAUGGAUAAAAUAAUUGGAGCCGAUUUGGCCAAUUAUCGAAUAUUAGCACUUAAUAAUGGAGGACCAAAACCACCAGAAGGCUAUUUAAAUGAUAAAAAAGUCGUUUAUUCGUGUACGAAAUCAUCAUCGAAAACAAAAUCAGCAAGAUAUAUUUCAAAACAACCUGAACGAAUAUUGGAUGCACCGGAUGUUUUAAAUGAUUAUUAUCUGCAAUUAAUCGAUUGGAAUAGUUCAAAUAUAUUGGCUGUUGCAUUGAAUAAUGAAGUAUAUCUAUGGAAUGCAAUGGACGGUAGUAUUGUACAUCUAUUAGCAUUGGAUGAACCGGAUUAUAUUUCAUCAUUAUCAUGGGUGAAUAAUAAUGAUACACAUCUGGCUGUCGGUCUUAGUACUGGUGUCACACAGAUUUGGGAUGUAAACAAAUCACAACGUUUACGUAAUCUAACAAAUUCAUCUUCUAGAGUCAGUUGUAUGUCAUGGAAUAAUCAUGUCCUAAGUAAUGGUACUAAAGAUGGUGAAAUAUUCAAUCAUGAUGUCCGUAUUGCCACAAGUCGAAUUGGUACAUUCCGUGCUCAUACGUUGGAAAUUUGUGGCUUAAAAUGGUCACCAAAUGGCCAAUUAUUAGCAAGCGGUGGUAAUGAUAAUAUCGUUAACAUAUGGCCAAAUUGUUUUAUGGGUCAAAAUAAUUCUGAUACAACAAAUGAUUCAGAGCAACCAUUAUUUCAGAUUAUACAACAUCAAGCUGCUGUAAAAGCAUUAUCAUGGUGUCCAUGGCGUAAUAAUUGUCUUGCAAGCGGUGGUGGUACUAAUGAUCGUAUGAUACGUAUAUGGAAUACAUCGAAUGGUCAAUGUAUGUAUUCGGUUGAUACACGAUCCCAAGUAUCUGCUAUAUUAUGGUCCGAACAAUAUCGUGAACUAAUAUCAUCACAUGGUUUUGCUAAUAAUGAAUUAAUCAUAUGGAAAUAUCCACAAUUUACACGUGUUACUGAAUUACUUGGACAUACUGCUCGUGUACUUUGUAUGGCGAUGAGUGCUGAUGGCUCAACAGUUGUUUCAUUAGGUGCUGAUGAAACAUUACGAUUCUGGGAUUGUUUUCAAUCCGAUUCGGUAAAAAAGAAACGGCAAAAGAAUACAAAAAAGUUAACUGAUUUUCAACAACAGGAAAAUAUAAUGUCCAAUGUUAGUGCAUUUCAUAUUCGAUGAAAUUUUUAAUUUGAAUAAUUUUUCUUUCAACUUUCAUUAAUCAUUCAAUCAUUGUAACACAUACACACGUACAAACGCGACUUGUAUUUUUAGAUUCAUUUUUAAUUUCAAUUUUUUUCAAAAUAAAGAUUUUAUAUUCAAAAAAAA
This is a messenger RNA of Dermatophagoides farinae (American house dust mite), 2077 nucleotides long. RefSeq names its product cell division cycle protein 20 homolog. Lineage: Eukaryota; Metazoa; Arthropoda; Arachnida; Sarcoptiformes; Pyroglyphidae. Gene Ontology annotation, molecular function: protein binding; anaphase-promoting complex binding; ubiquitin ligase activator activity. Gene Ontology annotation, biological process: anaphase-promoting complex-dependent catabolic process; positive regulation of ubiquitin protein ligase activity; positive regulation of anaphase-promoting complex-dependent catabolic process. The record is from RefSeq and is a predicted model, not a curated record. Gene Ontology annotation, cellular component: anaphase-promoting complex.